CAGUGGCCCACCUGGCUGCUCUUGGGACCAUCACAAUGAAGGGUGUGGGGGACAGUAUGGGGGCAGGACCUCAUAGCCCCACUGUGAGCUAAUUGGGAAUCUUUAGGGUGCCAACACGAGUCACAGCUCACAUGGGCCCCCUACGGAUGAAGGCAACAACCCCUUGAACAUCAGGACUGGGCUGAGAUCAACAUCCUGAGGCAUGGCUCUGACACUCUGAUUCCUGGGCCCCAGCCAUGCUGCUAAGUGCGAGUGGCCCAGACUACCACAUCCCCCAUCCUCAGUAGCAGCCCCAGACACUGCCCAUCAAGCAGAAGGCUCUAGACUGCAGUAACCGAGUUGGUCAUCGGUGCUGGGAGUGAGGCCAUUACUUCUCCAGAGACCUCCGCUGGUUCUCUGUUGCCUACAGGAUAAAAUCCAGACUCCACAGUGAGGCCCCAGAACCCUCAUCGAGUCCACUAAGCAACUUGAUUCUUCAAGCAUGACCUGUAUCUCCAUGCCACUGUAUCAUUUCUUCAGGCCUCCAGGAUGGCCAUCCAGUUCCGUUCACUUUUCCCCUUGGCAUUGCCUGGAAUGUUAGCACUCCUCGGCUGGUGGUGGUUUUUCUCUCGUAAAAAGCAUGUCAGCAGCCAGGACAGACAGGUGGAGGCCAGCACUGUGGAGCUGAGGGCUGGCCACGCCAUCAAAGAGCCACUCCCCAUGGAGGACCCCCGUCCUGGAGUAGCAUCCACGCCCCCCAGCGUUGCGCUGCCCGCGGAAAAAGAGCUGUCCACCUUGAGUAAGCCUCCCGCCGAGCCCCCAGCCUUGCUGCGGGCACAUCCAGCCUGUCGCAGGUCAGAGUCCUCAGGCAGCCUUCCUAACAGCACAGACGUGAGAUUUCGACCGGGAACACGCAGAGAUGACAGUACAAAGGUGGAACUAGCCCUGACGGGUGAUGAAGAAGCCAAGUCCAUUCCUCCUGAGUGUCCCCUUCUGACCCCAAAAGGUGUUCCUUUCCCCCACGAAGCGGCCGAGGUGUGCAAGCAAGAGUCCCCGUUCAGUGGGCCGGCAGGGCGGGGCGGGCAGGGCCAGGCUGCGGCCCCCCAAGAGAAGCCAAGAGAGACGGGUGGGGCGGAAGGCACUGGCGACGCGGUGUCAGCAGAAAAUGUGCCAGAAGAGAGUGUGUUGUGCCAGGAGCCUGGCUCUGAAUCCCAGACCAGCAAGUUGCCUACCCUGGCUCCCUUGGGAGGUGCCGGGGAGAAGGGGAAGGGCCGCCCGCCACAGGCCGAGGAGGACGCAGCAGGGCAGCUGCUGAGCAGCCUCGUGGGGUCGGCUCACGUGGAGCUGACGGAGGACGGCGAGCCGCCGGUGCCUCCGGCCAGUGGCACAGCCUGUGAUGCACACCGCACAGGAGAGCCGGGCACAGGGGGCGCUGCGGAGCAGAAUGAGAAGAUUGAGCAGGCUGCCUACCAGAUCAUCUCCAAAGUGAUCUUGGAGGCGACCGAGGAGGUGCUGGCCACCACCAUGGGCAGGAUCGCAGGUCGGGUGUAUCAGGCUUCGGCCGGGCAGCUGCACGGGCAGAAGGAGGAGAGCCGCGCCCCAGCCUGCCAGAAAACCGCCCCAGGGCGAGAGGCCGAGGAGCCGGCUCCAGCCGCCGUGGAGGCAGAGGCGGCCUCGCGCGUGUCCGUGUCAGAGUCAGAUGCCGCCCUCCUGUUGCCAGGCCCGCCCGCGGAGGACCUGCCACCACCAAAGACCUACGCGAGCUGCCUGAGCAGCCCUCUGUCCAGCCCCAGCAAGGACAAGAAGCCAAAGAACUCUGCACACCACAUCUCCCUGGCCCCCUGCCCACUGCCCGCUGUCCCCCAGGGGGAGUUGCUAGAUGGGGCACGUGUCCUGGUGGAAGAUACCGGAUGUGUCACCUGCACCUCUGACAGCAGCCAGAAUGUCCCUUCAGUGGUCUCUGAGCAGUGCUCAGAUUCCAUCAGCGCUUCAGGGCUUGAAGACUUGUGCACGGACACCAACUCAAGCCCCAGGGACAAGGCCAUCACCCCGCUGCUGCCAGAAAGUACUGUGCCCUUCAGCAAUGGGGUGCUGAAGGGGGAGCUAUCUGACUUGGGGAAUGAGGAUGGAUGGACCGCGGAUGCGGAAGCAGAUCAUUCGGGAGGAUCGGACAGGAACAGCAUGGAUUCAGUGGAUGGUUGCUGUGGCCCCAGGAAGACUGACGGUUUCCAGAACGCCCAAGCGGGCUCCAGUCCUAAGAAGGUCGACCUCAUCAUCUGGGAGAUCGAGGUGCCAAAGCACUUAGUUGGUCGGCUAAUUGGCAAGCAGGGGCGGUAUGUGAGUUUUUUGAAGCAAACGUCUGGUGCCAAGAUCUACAUCUCAACCCUGCCUUAUACCCAGAACAUCCAGAUCUGCCACAUAGAAGGCUCUCAGCAUCAUGUAGACAAGGCGCUGAACCUGAUUGGAAAGAAGUUCAAGGAAUUGAACCUCACCAAUAUCUACGCUCCCCCACUGCCGUCACUGGCACUGCCUUCUCUUCCGAUGACUUCCUGGCUCAUGCUCCCUGAUGGCAUCACUGUGGAGGUGAUCGUGGUCAACCAGGUCAACGCUGGGCACUUGUUCGUGCAGCAGCACACGCACCCCACCUUCCAUGCACUGCGGAGCCUGGACCAGCAGAUGUACCUGUGCUAUUCCCAGCCCGGGAUCCCCACCUUGCCCACCCCGGUGGAAAUCACGGUCAUCUGUGCUGCCCCCGGCGUGGACGGUGCCUGGUGGAGAGCCCAAGUGGUGGCCUCCUACGAGGAAAGCAAUGAAGUGGAGAUCCGCUACGUGGACUACGGUGGAUAUAAGAGAGUGAAAGUGGAUGCGCUCCGGCAGAUCCGGUCCGACUUUGUGACCCUGCCGUUCCAGGGAGCAGAGGUCCUUCUGGACAGCGUGAUGCCCUUGUCAGACGAUGACCACUUCUCACCUGAGGCCGAUGCGGCUAUGAGCGAGAUGACGGGAAACACGGCACUGCUGGCUCAGGUGACAAGUUACAGUCCGACUGGCCUUCCUCUGAUUCAGCUAUGGAGUGUGGUUGGAAAUGAAGCGGUGUUGAUAAACCGGUCGCUGGUGGAGCGAGGACUUGCUCAGUGGGUAGACAGCUACUACGCAAGCCUCUGACCCCCGCCCCCCACGGCCUCGUCGGAGUCUCUUGCACUGGUGACGCUGGGCUUGGCGCUAAGGCAAAGACUUUACAUCAGAAUAACAAAUGUUAUCUUCCCCGGAAAGUUCUCUUUUUUUUGUACUGUAGUCACGUUGACAAGGAGGGAACCAUGGGUUCUUUCAAAGCCAUAGGAUGGUGUUGAACGAGCCAGUCGGCUUAACCUGGUUCCAAGCCUUUACAAACAGAACAAAACGAGACAAAAAGCCGAAGUAGAAAGGGUGGCAGCCGGGCUGUCCUCCACCACCUGCACUCCGCCGUCCCCCCCCCCUCUGCAAGACCGAACCACCGCAGCCACCGGCCGAGGGAUGUGCUGCUUGCUUCAGAGGGUUUCUUUUACUUCAUUCAGAAUCUUUCUUCAGGGAGCAAGACAUGAAAUCACUAAUCAGCAUUGAUUACUUGUACAGCUGUCGUAAAUGAAUUUAUGAUGUUUAACCAGUUUUUAUAAACUUCAUCUAGGUCUCUCAGAAGGCAGACUUUUUAAUGCAUAUGUAAAUACGAAGCAGUCAUACCUCUGGCCUUGGUCCCUGGGGGAGGGAAGCUGUUAUCUUGCCAAGCCUGGUUGUAAUUUGUAACCAUUUUCUAUUUGUGCAAACUCUGUAAAUAUAUGUUUAAAAAAAUGUAAUAUUUUGUAUAAGAUACACUGGAGAACAAAGGGAACUCAAGAUUUUUCCACACCCACAUCAUCUGUGAGCAGAAGUUCCUUCUGCGGACUACAGCCACCUGCCUGGGUCAGCUCCUCAGGUGGCUUCCUGGGUGCUGGCUGGACAGGGUGACUGUGUGCUAUAGAUUGUGAUUGGGGCUUUUUUUUUUUUCUUUUUUUUUUUUUCUUCCCUGUACAAAUUUGUUAAAAAAAAAAACAAGAAAAAAAAAACAUUGAAUUACCUUA
Molecule: messenger RNA, 4070 nt
Organism: Prionailurus viverrinus (fishing cat)
Lineage: Eukaryota; Metazoa; Chordata; Mammalia; Carnivora; Felidae
Gene: AKAP1
Product: A-kinase anchoring protein 1
Exons: 13
Coding region: 529-3141 (870 amino acids)
Molecular function (GO): RNA binding
Source: RefSeq, a predicted model, not a curated record